Messenger RNA from Cydia strobilella, 1618 nucleotides. It is a transcript of the gene GXIVsPLA2, whose product is annotated as group XIIA secretory phospholipase A2. Gene Ontology annotation, molecular function: calcium ion binding; A2-type glycerophospholipase activity. The record is from RefSeq and is a predicted model, not a curated record. NCBI's taxonomy places the organism in Eukaryota, Metazoa, Arthropoda, Insecta, Lepidoptera, Tortricidae. Gene Ontology annotation, biological process: arachidonate secretion; phospholipid metabolic process; lipid catabolic process. The coding region runs from base 126 to 749 and encodes 207 amino acids. Gene Ontology annotation, cellular component: extracellular region. The transcript has 3 exons.
CAUUUUCGGCGAGAACGAGAAUAUAAAUAAAUACUUACCGUUGAAAAUUACGUGUAUUACUGAGAAUGGUCUAGUAUUUUAUUAAGUGGUAUGAUCAGAUUUCUAACAGAUUUACGUCGGUAAAGAUGGAGAUCCCUUAUAAGAAAAUAUUUAUAUACAUAUUAACCUUCGCUGCCUAUGCAUACACUGGUAUAGGCUCGAGCAUGUUACGGAAUUUAAAAGAUGCAGUAUUGUCCGCUGAAUCAGUUUUCGGAGACUUGUUUCGCAAUACUAUCACCGUCGCUGAAAAGUUCAAAUCAUUGCACGAAAUAUUCGAUGCAGCUGUGGAGGAGGAAUGUAUAUUCUCAUGUCCUGAAGGCCAAAAACCAGUCAGGAAUAGAAAUCACAUAGCAACGUCUGAUGGCUGUGGUUCCCUUGGGUUCGAAAUUUCGUCAGAAUAUUUGCCGCUGGAGCGGAUGACCAGUUGCUGCAACACACACGACAUCUGCUACGAUACAUGCAACAGUGGCAAAGAAGUGUGUGAUCUAGAAUUCAAGAAAUGUUUAUACAAUUACUGUGAUUCUUACAAAUCUGUAAAUGUUGCUGGUGAAACAAUAACUAAAGGUUGUAAAGCUGCAGCCAAAUUGCUCUUCACAGGCACCCUGACCCUCGGGUGUAAGUCCUAUCUGGAUGCACAGAAAAAUGCUUGCUACUGUCCACCUCCAAAGAGCAAGUAUAGAAAAUAUACAACAGGAGAUGGAGAUCUUUAGGUAGUGGUGUAGGUCAAUUAUUCUUUAUGCAAUAUUAAUAAUUUUAACUUAAAUAAAAUAUAAAAUAAGUAAUUUGUAUUUCGAGUAACUUUACAGACUCAUAUAGCUUGUGUUAGUAAGUACUUAUAGCUAUGUUAAUGCUUACAUCUAUCACUAUAACUUAAGCUAGGUCAAUAGCCUUAUUGCCAAAAAUGUAUUUAUAGUCAGCUUAGGACCGGACCGGAUUACAGGAUCCACCGGACCGGAAUCCUUAGCACCAAUGACAAUAUGUAUAGUUUCAUUCUAGUAGCAAUUUUUUUUUAAAUCAUUAAUUUCUGUUUAUUAUUUUACCUUGCCAGCAUCAUUCUUAUUUAUUGUUAUAUUUGUUAUUUCGUAAGUUAAUAGGAGGCAGUUAAUAUAAAAAAGGAAGAAUUAGGUUGUGUGGCUGCCAAAUGUUGUGUAAAUAAAUAAAUAAUUCUAACAGGCAUCAAGCUUAACUAAGACAAAUCAUAACAACUUAGUUGAGCAGUAGACCUGUGGCAUUAUUAUAUGGUCUUUUGACUUUUGGUCUGGUUGAUAAUAUUACUUUAUUCAUGAAAAUAAUCAUAAAUGUUUGGGAUUGAAAUAUUUUUGUACAGUUAAUAAAAAGAUUCAUACAUUUUUUGCAGUUUAUUGUUAUAGCAUUAAAAAAUUACAUCUUACUUUUUAUCCUUGUGGAAUAUUAUAUCUUAAUAUUAAAUAAUUUAAUUUUAAAUUUAGAGAACAGGCCUUCCCUACUGUAUCUAACCAAUACUAACUGGACGCACAAUUAAAACAUAUGUAUGUUAUACGAACAUAUGUUGAGCUUAUAAAAAUAAUUCUUGCAAUCUAAAUAAAUGCAUUUAAAAAUA